Messenger RNA from Mytilinidion resinicola, 1146 nucleotides. RefSeq lists its product as uncharacterized. The transcript is spliced from 2 exons. The record is from RefSeq and is a predicted model, not a curated record. NCBI's taxonomy places the organism in Eukaryota, Fungi, Ascomycota, Dothideomycetes, Mytilinidiales, Mytilinidiaceae. The coding region runs from base 453 to 1052 and encodes 199 amino acids.
CUUUCCUCUUCAUGCAUCUCUUCCUCAAGUCUCAGGUGUUUUACUCCAUCAUUUGUUCAUUUGUAGUACGUUACUAUUUCUCGGGAAUUGACGGACCCUCCCCUUUUGUACACAACAUCGCUUUCUGCUGUAAUUCCAUUACUUCCACUGUUCUGUCAUUCUCGUGAUGCCCUCGUGGAACAGCAAUGUCAAAUUCUCGAGAUCAUGUGCAAUUGGGUAUUGCAGCGAUCAACAUGCGGAAGUAUCUAUCAAGACUCGUGAUCCCCUUGAGCGACUAUGACAGAAGUUGUGCUACAUUGAUAUCCACAAGCCUGCCAAAUAGGCUACUAUGGCUGCAUCCAAUCUAGUGAUCCCCUUACCACUAGAAGAAGUGUAUUUAAGGGUUUGGUUAUCCUCAUCAUAUCUCUUGCUGCAACUCCAGUGCAUUUACUUCCAAAAGCAUCCCAGAUAUCAUGCGUAUCGUACUUGUCCUCUGCCUCCUCGCAACAGUCUGCCUCGCAGACCCUCGUUUCCACAGACGGGACGAUCCCACUUCCACUCCCACUCCAACAGCAGCAAUCACAACCUCCGCCAAUGCCGCUGUCACGGCCAUUCCAGCCAUCCCCUCUCCCACCCAGCCCGGCUUAAGCAGCUCUUGUAUAUCCUUCUACAAAGUCCAACCCUCCGACACCUGCCUCUCUAUCGCCGCCCGCUACAGCAUCAGCUUUGCCGAAUUCUACUUCUGGAACCCUUCCGUGGGUGCAGACUGCAGCGGCAUACUCGCCGGGUACUGGGUCUGCGUUGCCGUAGAUGAUGCAACGCCGCCAUCGACGACGAGCACAUUGACAAUAACGCCUGUGGUUCCGAAACCGACGCCGACGCAGCCUGGGUUGAUUUCGACUUGUAACAACUUCUACAAGGUUGCUAAGGGCGAUACGUGUAUUAGUAUUGUAGCGAGUUUUGGGUAUAAGUUUACGGUGGAGGCGUUCGAGGCGUGGAAUCCGUCGGUGGGCGCGGAUUGCACGAAUAUGUGGUUGGGGUAUUGGGUUUGUGUGGGCGUGCCUGGUGGCUGAGUUUGUACCUUACUUGGCACUGAGUAGUAGAUAGGCUGAGAAGGGGAGUAUUCUUCUGCAGGUAGUAGUAUCAAGCAGAGGCGAAUUGCACAUC